This is a messenger RNA of Schistocerca gregaria, 5319 nucleotides long. RefSeq names its product cilia- and flagella-associated protein 44-like. Bases 1 to 5319 code for a protein of 1772 amino acids. The transcript has 27 exons. The record is from RefSeq and is a predicted model, not a curated record. Lineage: Eukaryota; Metazoa; Arthropoda; Insecta; Orthoptera; Acrididae. Gene Ontology annotation, molecular function: protein binding.
AUGUCGGAUGCAACUGAAAGUGAUGUAGAAGAACUACCUACAGAUGGCGAUGAGUCAUUUUCAAGCGAAAAUUUGGAAGAGGAGAGUAGUUAUGGCCUAGAGGAGGAAGACGAAGAGGAACUUCAAGAGGUUUUGCUCUCAGAAGAUUUUAUCUCUACGCCCUAUCUAAGUGAAAACAGCACAGUCCCUGAAAAUAUAGUGGAGUUCAAUCAUUCAUUUGGAUAUGAAUGUAAAAAGUACUUCAAUUUAUGUGCUGUUGACUAUAAAACACUACUGUUUGCCUCAGGAAAUAUUUUACAUUUUUAUGAUGUUGAGGCAAAGUUGCUGUGGUUUCGACGAAGUUCACAGGGUGGUGGGAUUGGGCAUAUAACAAAAAGCCCGUGCAACCCACAUUUUGCUGUUGGUGAGAAAGGAACUAACCCUGACAUCAUAAUAUAUGAGUGGCCAACAAUGGAUAUAGUUGCAGUACUUAGAGGUGGCACAACUAGGAGCUACACAUGUUUGAAUUACAGUCCAGAUGGUGAAUAUCUUUGUUCACAAGGCGGUGAACCUGACUAUUUCUUAACGGUUUGGAACUGGAGGAAGUCAAGAAUUUUAAGGCAACAGAGAGCUUAUGUACAAGAUGUUGUAAAUGUUAUGUUUUCUCAAUAUCUGACUGGACGUCUCACAACAGGAGGUGCUGGUCACAUAAAAUUUUGGAAAAUGGCCAAGACUUUCACAGGCCUCAAGUUAAUGGGUGUUUUAGGAAGAUUUGGGAAAACAGAGAUCUCUGACAUUAUUGGAUUCUAUCCUCUGCCAGAUGAGCAGGUGAUCUCUGGUUGUCAAUGGGGAAAUAUGUUGCUGUGGAAUGAAGGUCUUAUUAAACUGGAAGUAGUUGGCAUGGGAAAUAAUAAAUGUCAUAAAGGUCCAAUAACACAAAUGUUUCUAGAUGGAAAAGAGUUGGUGACAGUUGGUAGAGACGGCAUUAUAAACACUUGGUAUUAUGAGAUCAUUGACAAAGCAGAUCCUACAGAGGAGGAAUUCAAACUAGAAAUGAAACCCUAUUACUCUUUUGAAAUUGGAUCUGGUCCGAGAAAAUCAGAUUUGAUAUUUAUAGUUAAGCAGUUCCCUGAGGAUCGAGAAAGUACAUAUUGGUUUGCACAGGAUGCAAAUGGCAGGAUCUGGAGAAUUGAUCUGCAGCGUGUUGGCUGUAAAGCACCUCAAGAAAUUUUCCUUUCUCAUGCAGGUGCUGUUGUUGAUAUGGCAACUUCUCCUGUUGGGCCAUAUAUUGCUACACUGGGCUCUGAUGGCCGACUGUUUGUGAACAACUACUUAAGAAAGAAACUAGUUCUGUGGAAACAAUUUGAAAUUCCGGGUAGUUGUCUGUUAUGGGUCCCAUUAUCUUUGGAUAGAACAGGAAGCAUUCUUAUUGUUGGCAUGUCUGAUGGUGUUUUACGUAUUGUUGUUGUAUCUGCACAAGAGUAUGAGAUGUAUGGUGGAGAGAAUCAGGAUGCAUAUGUAAAUCUAAUUGAAACAACCAAGCCCCAUUCAAAAACAAUAACAAAAAUAACUAUCAACAAGAAAGGAAAUUUAAUAGUUACAGGAAGUGAAGACGCAACUGUGUUUGUGUAUCAGAUUCAGCGUAGAAGAGAUGUUGUGGCUUUAAAUCCUAUUGGUUUUGUACCAACACCGGGUGGUGUUUCAUAUCUAGGUUGGAAAGAAAAUGAGGCCUCAACUUUAAUGGUUGGCUGUAGCACGGGGCACUAUAUGGAAAUGAUAUUACCUGAAAGACCUGUCUUUUACACAAAGAAAACUUUCAGAUUAAGAGUUGAAUCAAGAGUUUUACAGUUCAAGUCUGUGAAAUCAAUGAUUCGAAGAGAGAUUAAAAUCAAAGAAAUAGAAGCUAAGAAAGAAAAGAAGCUUGAGAAAAAAAGAGAAGAGCUAAGAAAGAUGAGGGAGGAAAACCCACAUCUAGAUAUUGAUGAGGAAACAUUUUUUGAGGAUUCAGAGUCAGAAGAAAAAUUAGAGCCUCUGUACUUCCCAGAAGUACCAAACUCUGUACUGUUUGCUGUGUAUGUUGCACCAGAUAUAAUUUGGUUAUCUAUGGGAGGUUAUGAUGCAGGCUAUAUGUAUGAAUAUAAAUUUGGUGAAGAAGAUCCUGUGUGUUCCACUAUGAUAGCUGAUGCAGAUGAUAUUGAAAUAAACUAUUUUUUGUACAGCCCUGACAACCAAUAUGUCAUACUUGGGAUGCAAGAUGGAAAAAUUCGCAUUAACCGUGUUAAACCAAACUAUCGUGAUAUGACAGAUUACUGGCUACUAUCAAUGCAUGAUAAUGAUAAUGGAGUUAUCACACGUCUCUGCUUCAGUAAUGAUCUUUCAUACAUGUUUUCUUGUGGCUGUGAUGGAAAUACAUAUAUGUACAAUUUCAAUCUAGAAAUUCCAAUGGAUGUUGCCACAGAUAUAAAAUAUAUCAUGCGAAUGGGAGCUCCAAAAGACAUAGUGGAAGACAUAAUUGGUGAAGAAUGCUCUAGUCUUGAAGAAACAAAACUUCAAGCUGAGUAUGACAGAAAAAUGGAAGUUGCAAAUCAAAGAAAACAAGGAGUUUUGGACUUACUCAAAAGUUACCAACAAACAUUUGAGUCACUACUGAAGAGAAAUCAGCAACUUCCUGAAUCUCAAGUUAUUCCACACGAAGAAUUUGAGAUCGAUAAAAGGAUUAGAAAAGAUAUGGAAGCAGAGUUGGAUAGCUACUUUCAGAUGAUGCAUCGUAAAAUAGAUUUUAUAGUGGAGAAAAGUACUCUGGGCCUUCAUAAAGUUCAAGAUUAUUUCUUAAAUAGCUUGGAUUCUCAAAUUAUUACUGUUUUGUCCUUGAAGUACGAGGCAAUUCUUCGUGCAGUUGACGAUAACCCUAAAGUCCUCGUCAAAUUCACUUACUUCUCAAGGGAUGACUUCAAACCACCGACAAAAGAAGUAGAAGAGGAAUUGGAAAGGAGAAAAGAAUUCUCUGUUCUGUCUAUUCUAAAAGGCUUGAAUACUGAAUCACCAGAAUUUAAACAAAAUCUAAGACUGAAGAAGCUUGUACAGAAAUAUUAUGAACAGAAGAAUAAAGUUGAAAGAAGACAAGAUGAGUGGAUACUACAUAACAAGAAGAAACCAGAUCCUACACAGAAUCAUCCAGAUGAUGUUGCAGCUAUUGAGAUUGCUGAACAAACAAUUGGCGAUUUUAAAUUAAAAAGUGCUGUUGAUUACAUUGUUCCAAAGCAUUUGAGGGUGACUACUGUGAAAAAGUAUGAUGAGCUACUUUCAUGCAGGGAAAAGCUUUAUUAUAUCAAGAAAGAUUACAAUGACAAAUUGUAUGCACUAAGGAACAGCAAAGUGGAGCUUAUCAACAGAAUUAAGCAUUUGCACAGAUAUAUUAAGAACAUACAUACAGAAAUUCCUGAUGAUAUGAUUAAAUUCCCACCACCUGUUCCAGCUAUCAAUGAAGAUAUAGAAUUUCCUGAAAGAGAGUUUGAGUUGAAAGAAGGAGAGUCUGAAACCCAUACUGUACCCCAAGAAACACAAGUUGUUGAUGAAGUAAAUGCAACAUCUACUACAAAUGAAGUACUAGAUAUCACCUUUGAAAUACUGUUAACUGAAGAUAAUGAAGCUGCGAGAACUGAAUCAAGCAGUUCAUCUCUCGCAAAUUUAAUGUCACGUUGUUACACAAUGAGUACACAAUAUGACAUAGCAAAGGUGACAGAGUUACAGGAUGAUGACAAACAGUCAACUUCUGUGGAAGAGGAAUUCAAGUCUUUCAGAGAAUCCAGGAAGGUUUUUGAACAAGAGCAAAUAAUUAGAGGCAUUUAUGAUUCCUUAAAUGAAUUUGAUGAAUCUGUCAGAAAACUACAAGAAGAAAAGAUAAAUGUGGAAGUUGAUGCAAAAUUGAUGGAGUUGCAUGUAUUAACUCUGCACCAUGAGUUAAUAAUAAUAAAAAAAUUUGAAGCUACAGAAGAUGCCCUUUCAAACAAGGUUUCAGCAAAGCAUGCAGAAAAUAUUGAAGCUCAAAAUAAAAUACAACAGCUACAGACAAAUAUUGAUUUUCGGAAGAAGGAGAUUGAUAACUUAAUGGAAAAAGAGGCUCAAUUAUUGUCCACUCUCAAUGAGGCACUAGUUGAUGAACCAUUUGCAGAUUUCCUUAGGAAGAUAUACAAGAAGAAAUACAAAGCACCAAAGGUCAAAGAAGAUGAUGAAUCUGAUGAAGAGUCAUCAACUUCAGAAGAAAGCUCUGAAGAUGAGGAUGAAGACCUUGGAAGUAUAGAAUCAGGAGAAAUAGGACCUAUAAAACUUGAUGAAACAAUUUGUCCUGAAGGAUGUAACAGAAAUAAUUAUGACCUGGCAUUUCAGCUUCGUGCAAAGAGGUAUGCAAUUGAGCAAGAUGUAGCAGAAGAAAAGAAGAUGAUUGAGCUCUUAAGAAAAGAAACUGAGUCUAGUCAGAAGAAAUUGAAGGCUGAUGAAGCCAUGUUGAAGGAAGUCCAAAUAGAGCUGGAGAAGUUUCAGCGUGAGAAACAAAGAAGACUAAAUGAAGUGGAGGCUACAGUGAUACUUCGACUAAACCAGUUGCAGUAUUUCAAUGAUUUGAGAGCUCCAUUCCAAAAACUUGAUGAUAAAUUGCUAUUCCUGAAUUUAACAUUAAAAAAGCUCUAUAACCGUGUUGGAGAGCUACGAAUGGAGACUCUUGAGCAAAAGGAAAGGCACAGGAAAGACAAGGAACAUCACAAGCGAAUGUCGUCUGACUGCCGGCAAAUGGCGCUUGAUGCUGAAUCUCUAAAAAUCGAGAUUGGGGAAGCAAUGCUACAGAAAUUUGGGCGGAAACUGAACUUAAAGCAUUUAGCGGAAGCAAUUCUUAAGAAGCAUAUUUCGGAGAUGCGAUCCUCUGUGAACAAAUUAAGGCAAGAGUACGACAGAAAAGUUUUUAAAAUGCAGACUGAAGUGCAAGAGAGAGUGGAAGCUCUGUCUCGAAUUAUUCAACAGAAUACUGAAAAGAAAAAUCUACUGAUCGUCUUGGAAGCAGAGAAAACUAAACUAUGGAAACUCUUAAAUAAACAAAAGACGAAGCAGGGCGGAUUAACUGCGGCGAAGUUGACAGAAUAUUCAAAAGACUGUGACGUAUUAAACGAUGUAUUAAGAAGUCAAGAAUUGGAAAUGGAGGCUCUGCGGAAAGAAAUGAGAAUGUUCUCUUUCAAAUCUGAGCCGCUGCCGCCCAUUUCACCUUCGCCUAUUACCGCAAGUCCUGUUCAGACAAUUGCUGACAUUACUCAAAAACCAAAUAGUAAUUUAAAUGAUGAAGUCAAUCAGUGA